CGAGACCCGUCUCCGGCUAUAAAAUGCCAGCCCUAGGGCUAGGUCCGCCUCAGCGUGUCCCCAUUCCGAUCCGUUGCUCAUCCAUUCCGGCGCCGCCUCCAGCCUAGGGUUUCCGUCUCCCGCCCUCACCACCCGCCAUGGCUCGCCGCAGCGGAGGAGGAAGGUCUUCCCGCCCUGCUCCACGUGCUGCUCCUGUGAGAAACCCACCAGCUCCAGCCCGUCAAGCUCCUCCUCCUGCUACUACCCAGAGCAGCGGUGGCGGUAUCAUGAGCGGAAUUGGGUCCACUAUUGCUCAGGGCAUGGCUUUCGGUACUGGCAGUGCUAUGGCGCACAGGGCUGUUGACGCUGUGAUGGGUCCCCGUACCAUUCAGCAUGAGACUGUUGUGUCUGAGGCCGCUGCAUCUAUGACUCCAAUGGACAAUGCUGCUGAUGAUAAGUGUGGCAACCCAUCCAAGGCCUUCCAAGAUUGCAUCAACCACUACGGCAGCGACAUCAGCAAGUGCCAGUUCUACCUUGACAUGCUGAACGAGUGCCGCCGGGGAGGAGCUGGGGCUGGUUCAACUCUUUAAGCUGCUGCUGCUGCUGCUGCUAUCUUGAUUUGGGCUUAAUUUGUCGGAACCUGUUUUCAGUCAUGAUGAUGAUAUAUAUAUCUUUUAAAUAAUUCAUUGGCGAUAUUCUGAACCUAUAUGCCACAGCAUGUCUAUUACCCUAGUUUGUGGUCUCUGCUGUCCUGGGAGUAUUUCCUUGUAUUGAUGUUGGAAUUACCUUCAUGGCACUGGGUAUAAAUAUGGAGUUUAAAUA
Molecule: messenger RNA, 801 nt
Organism: Hordeum vulgare subsp. vulgare (domesticated barley)
Lineage: Eukaryota; Viridiplantae; Streptophyta; Magnoliopsida; Poales; Poaceae
Exons: 5
Coding region: 138-569 (143 amino acids)
Biological process (GO): mitochondrion organization
Cellular component (GO): nucleus; mitochondrion
Source: RefSeq, a predicted model, not a curated record